AGGACUCACGUGAGUUACAACAGAGCUGGCACGGUACUAUAGAUCGCUUAGGACAUCCACGGCUCGCAGAGGAGUGUGCGAUCCACAAGAAUGAGUUCUGGACACCCAUCGAGGCCUCAUCAUCCAAAAGAUGAGGACGAAGUCUGGUGUGGCGUCCCGGCCACAUGGGGAAGGGUUCUUCUUGGAGUUGCAGCUGGAGUGAUUGGCACUCUGCUGGUCCUGAAGUGGUCGGACAAGGAUGCAUCAGCUGAUGACGUCGCCAGGGAUCUGAAGCGCUCUGCUGAGGCCAAGACUCGGGAGAUCAAGGACUCCUGGUCACGCUAAGCCAGCCAGCCAGCAGUGGAACAGAUGUCCAAGCAAGAUCCAGGACAAAUUGCUCAUGGAUAACAAACCUCUCCUAGCCAUCUGGGCAUGAGGCUGCAUGCGCUGCCACUGUGGCAAGGGACAGGCGGCUCAAAGUUUGCAGCAGUCCUCCAUCUUUGCGGAAACGCAUCUAUGUGCUUGUCUGAAUGUAUAGAAUGAUGCACACAUGUGCCGCUGUCAAAGUGGGAAUCUGUGCUCCUAGCAGACGUUGGUUACUUGUGCAUGGUCACAGCAGAGAACAGCACUGGCAGGUGCUUUGCUUUGCAGUUGGUAUCUGGACAGACAUGCAUGUGAUGUAAAUAAUGUGUACAUGUG
Messenger RNA from Coccomyxa subellipsoidea C-169, 678 nucleotides. RefSeq lists its product as hypothetical. The transcript is spliced from 3 exons. The record is from RefSeq and is a predicted model, not a curated record. Bases 91 to 324 code for a protein of 77 amino acids. Lineage: Eukaryota; Viridiplantae; Chlorophyta; Trebouxiophyceae; Coccomyxaceae.